AUGGUCUUCAUGUCAAAUUUCUGGACUACGAGGGCUCUAGUCACUUCUUGUAUCAUUAAUGACUACGACCUCUCCGUAAUUCCCGAAACCACACUCUCUGCGAGACAGGAAGGUUUGCCUUUUGUAUAUAAUUGGACCAUUCUUCCUUGUAAUGAUAAUAAAGGCUACGUGACGCUGUUUAGACCACAAGAAAAACCAAAAACGAUGACUCUCAAAGGGUUUAAUGUUAUGUUUGGUAGAGAAAUACAAUUAACAUUCUCAGCUAUCCCUACAAUUUCUUCCACUAUGCUUCUAACUCUACAUUGUGGAAAUACGGAUGCGUUGAAGUGGCCAUCAGAGGACUACAAUAUUAGUAACGAUAGAACUUCAGGAUUUGACAUGUAUUAUGCAACGGCACUAUCAACAGCUCUUUGUCCAGAUGCCCUUUCAAAGAAUAGAUGUGGAGUUGGUUGUGUUUUUGUUGUCUUUAUCUUUGGUGGACUCGCCAUGUACAUAGUUGUAACGGUUAUCUGGAAUUUUUUCCGGCAAGAUAAAUGUGGGAAAUCUCUUUUACCUCACCCAGCAUUCUGGGCUGACUUUCCUUUUCUUCUUAGGGACGGCGCAGUGUAUUUCUACUGGAAGUUGGCACGUUAUUUCGGUCGUGGUUAUCGCUCACCAACGUAUGAACAAGUUUACGAGAAUGGUGAUGUGACGAAAAAUAGCUGA
This is a messenger RNA of Trypanosoma theileri, 705 nucleotides long. RefSeq lists its product as uncharacterized. NCBI's taxonomy places the organism in Eukaryota, Euglenozoa, Kinetoplastea, Trypanosomatida, Trypanosomatidae. The coding region runs from base 1 to 705 and encodes 234 amino acids. The transcript has a single exon. The record is from RefSeq and is a predicted model, not a curated record.